GAGGACUAUUAUUACAUUGAGUGGUCACGAGAGUAAAAGAAUUUAGUCGCUCCCAACGAGAAUCAGGAUUCAAAACAUUCAGCAGUGGGUAUUCGCUAGUGGUCACCCACCUAACUACUAAUCCACCCCUAUACUGCUUAAGUAUGCGGGAGCGGACGGGACCGCUUGUUUUCAGUAUGGUAUGGCCGAAUGUGAAGGUAUGAUAUCUAAUAACGACUGUAUUCUAUGAUAGUACUGUCCGGCCACGUGACAGCUCGCUAAGCUAAGUCAGUCUUCGUUUUUAGAUCUUUUAGCAUUUUUGAGAACGUCCAGAAACAAAUUCAUUCAACCAAAAUAUCUCAAGAUAUGGGAAAGGAUAAGAAAGCGAAGGCAGCUGACAAGAAGCUUAAAAUCGUCGCUCGUCAAGAACGCAAAGUAAACAAGAAAGAAAAAAAGCACGCCAGCAAAGCCAAGAACGCCGACGAUUCUGAUGCCGACGACGUCGACAUUGACUCCGUGCUCGCCGAGUAUGCUCGCCAGCAAGAGCAAUUUCUCAAAGUAACAGAAACACCCUGUAAGCCCCCGUCCGCACGCAGCUCCGCCACUCUGCUCGCAAACCCAGCAAACUCGAAUGAACUUUUUCUUUUCGGCGGCGAAUACUACAAUGGCGCCCUUGCCCAUUUCUACAACGACCUGGUCGUCUACAACAUCAAACACGACGAAUGGCGCACAAUCACAAGCCCCAACACACCGCUGCCCCGCUCCGGCCACGCCUGGACACGGGGCGGCAAUGCCGGUGGAAUUUACCUCUUCGGCGGCGAAUUCUCGUCUCCGAAACAAGGCACAUUUUAUCACUACAACGACUUCUGGCGCCUGGAUCCACAGAGCCGCGAAUGGACGCGCAUAGAGUUCAAGGGUAAAGGGCCGCCGGCGCGCAGUGGGCAUCGCAUGACGUAUUUCAAGAACUAUAUCAUCUUGUUUGGCGGGUUUCAGGAUACCAGCCAGCAGACGAAGUAUCUGCAGGAUGUCUGGAUAUACGACACCUCUACCUUUGUCUGGCACACGCCGAUACUUCCGCCUGCGACGGGUAAGCCGGAACCACGGUCCUCUUUCACGUUCCUCCCGCACGAGCGUGGCGCUGUGUUGUAUGGCGGUUACUCACGUGUGAAGGGCCCUGCAGGAAAAUCUUCGCAGGCCAAGGGUGCCGCAGCUGGUGGUGCUGGUCGCACGGUGCUCAAGCCCAUGGUCCAUCAGGAUACAUGGUUCCUACGUAUUACCCCCCCGCCUGCAGAGGCGCCAUCGAAUACGCUACCGAAGGUCGUAUGGGAACGUCGCAAGCGGCCUGCGAAUCCGCCGAAUCCGGCGCGAGCAGGAGCGACAAUGGCGUAUCACAAGGGGCGUGGGAUUAUGUUUGGCGGCGUGUAUGAUAUCGAAGAGAGUGAGGAGGGUAUUGAUAGUGAAUUUUUCAACCAGCUUUUCGCAUGGAAUGUAGAGCGAAAUCGAUACUUCUCACUCACACUCAGGCGGCCACGUGCGGCGCCGAAGAAAGGGGGUCAAGGAGCUGAGCGCGGAAGGCGGGGACGGGGAAAGGCUGACGAGGAGGAAUUGCUACGCAACCUGGCAGCGCUGGAGACAAAGGGGAGACUAGCUCACGAUGAAGGAGAUAAAGAUAUACCCGAUGCACUGAAAAAUACGGAGUCAGACGAGGAAACAGCAAACCGCCCCGAGAAAGCCGUGGUUUUCGAGAUGCCACAUCCACGCUUCAACGCCCAACUCACAGUGCAAAAUGACGUACUGUACAUUUAUGGUGGCACAUUUGAAAAAGGUGACCGCGAAUACACAUUUGACGAUCUGUGGGCCAUCGACUUAGGCAAACUGGAUGGCGUUAAGGAGAUCUUCAAGCGCGAGCUUGACGAUUGGGCUGGAAGCGAGGACGAGAUGGAUGAGGACGAAGAGGAGGAAGAAGAAGAAGAUUCGGACGUUGACAGUGAUUUUGAUGAGGAUAAGUCUGACACUGCGAGUGUUACAACAGCCGCGACCUCGAUUCCAGAUGCCUCAAACAAGCCUACCGAAGACGAAGAGGAGGAAUCGACAGCCACAGUUGACGACGGACUACCGCACCCUCGCCCCUUUGAGACACUACGUGACUUUUAUGCUCGGACGUCUGAAGCAUGGCAAAACAUCGAGAUCGACACCAUGAACAGAGCGAGUGCGCAUCCUGCAGCACCCAAAUCAGUCAAAGAGAUCAAGACGGCGGCGUUCGAGAGAGCAGAGGAUAAGUGGUGGGAUACUCGGGAGGAGAUUCGGGUACUUGAAGACGAGCAAGAGCAAGCGGGGAUUGGUGAGGUGGUUAGUCUGGCGGAUAAGGAGGGCGGGAAAGGGGGUGUGAGGACGAGGAGAUAGACGAGUAGGCUUCCGUUAAAACAGACUCCUUAUUCUUGUCAGUACGGAAAGCCAGUAAAUGUUUUAUGCUCUCGACGUGAUAACGGUAGAUCAAUCUAGAAUAACGUGUCUUUACCGGGCUAUUGAAAGUGACAGGCAGCAAGAAUAAAUAUAGCUCAUUAUAUAGUAG
Pseudovirgaria hyperparasitica is the source of this 2551-nucleotide messenger RNA. RefSeq names its product galactose oxidase. The transcript has a single exon. Bases 346 to 2382 code for a protein of 678 amino acids. The record is from RefSeq and is a predicted model, not a curated record. Lineage: Eukaryota; Fungi; Ascomycota; Dothideomycetes; Acrospermales; Acrospermaceae. Gene Ontology annotation, molecular function: protein binding.